Messenger RNA from Ambispora gerdemannii, 1422 nucleotides. The record is from the annotation of a GenBank genome assembly. NCBI's taxonomy places the organism in Eukaryota, Fungi, Glomeromycota, Glomeromycetes, Archaeosporales, Ambisporaceae.
AUGGGUGCUCAACUGACGAAAGAACAAGCACAACUUCCGUUCGGUUAUGUCACAACGAAGUCGGGGCGAAAAAGUCGUAUUGGAGCACUAAAAGCUUCGUCAACGAUACGACCCAAUGCUCAUCUAUCACCCGACUCCUCUGUAACAUCACAUAACGUGAUAACGCCCGAAAUUGUAGUUGUAGAUAAAUCUUCAGAAGAUCAACAACCAAAUCAGUAUCAUCAUCAUCAUCCACAAGAUGAAUUUGAAAUGUCAAGUGAAAUAAGUCUUCGACGCUCAUAUCGUCAUCGUCAUCACGAGAAUAUAAGUAAAAUAUAUUUUAGCGAAUUACCAAGUUUGACUAAAAUAGGAUUGUGUCAACUUGGAUUGGUGAAAUUAAGUCCACACAUUUGCCAUUUAUAUGCUACUGUCUCACUGCAAAUAUGUUGUAAUGAAUUGACUUCGAUACCAGCGGAAAUAGGAUACAUGAAGAAUCUUGAGCAACUUGAUGUGUGCAAAAAUCGAUUAACUAGUAUCCCAGAUACAAUUGGAUUCUUGCACAAGUUACAGGAACUGAAAUUAUCCGAGAAUCAAUUGACCUCCAUACCAUCCUCAAUCGGAUCACUCAAGAAACUCGGUACUCUAUAUCUCGACUCGAACAGAAUCACCGAAUUGCCACCUGAGAUUGGACAAAUAAAAACACUUGUUAAUCUUGAUGUCAGCGAAAAUCCAAUCAGUGUUUUACCCGCGGAGAUCGGUCGCCUUCAGUAUCUCCGUAAAUUAAGAAUUGAUCGUUGUCCCUUGCUUGCGGAAUUUGUACACGAACUCGUUCAUUCACCACCCUCAUUAAUGGAACUUGCCGCACGUACUAUAGUGCGUAAACAGAUCCCUAUACUACAGGAUACCACUCAGGAUAUUAAAGAUUAUCUCGCUAACGCGAAAAAAUGUAGUUUCUGUGGUGGUCCUUACUUUGAAAGUUAUGUCAAAAGAGGGAAAAUAAUCGAAAAGAAUGACCAUCAGAUUCCAUUGGAAUAUCGAUUAUGUUGUCCACAUUGGAACACUGAACAGGAACGAGUUAGUCUAUUGUUUUGUCCUUUGCCUGACACCGCACCCGAUGCAGAACCAUACAAGCAUCCACUUCAUCCUGGAAUCAAUGAUGACCCAUCAUUAUCCUCAAGCAGUGACGUAGGUGAUAGCAAUGAUUCACAAAUUAGGAUUCAACGACGCUCUUCAUCUCGAUCGCUUACUAUCCCACUAAGCUCAAUAACUAAAUCACCAUCACUUCCAAGUCUGCCAAAAUCAUCAACAACAUCCUCCAAAUCUUCCUCUUUGGGAAAACCACACCCACACGAAAUAAUUCAACUAAUUCCAGAGUUAGCUCUCGAUUUCGUCUAUGAAAAUGAUCAAUAUAAUCGUAGUGGAGAAAACGAAAAAAAAUCAUGA